This is a messenger RNA of Mesocestoides corti, 786 nucleotides long. Lineage: Eukaryota; Metazoa; Platyhelminthes; Cestoda; Cyclophyllidea; Mesocestoididae. The record is from the annotation of a GenBank genome assembly.
UUGCUUUAUUUCAGAACAGCACCCAUACGUGGUUCCACGGACCACGUGCCUUUUCAGUACAAACUCGGAAUCCCUUCUACUUAUCCCGAAUUCAGACCGGCACCACCGCUGUUCGAAGCGCCCUCCUACCACACGGCGUACGAUUCUGUAACCAUGGCAACGAAUUUCACUGAUCCGCCUUGCAGUUCCGACGGCAGUGUGCUGCCGCUGCACCGUCUCCUCGUCCGCCUGCACUUCCACCUCGCGCUCAGCUUCUCAAGUGCGCGGCGCCUGCCAAUUCAUCCGGUCCGCAAGGCGACGACCUUGAAGGAGGCGUGGGAUGUCCUCGUUAGUGAGGCUCAGCAGCGCUAUCCUGAUCUUGAGGAGCACUAUGGUAUCAAACUGGAGUACGUUACAAAAAGAAUCGACGAUUUCCUGAAUGCGUCAAGAAACUUUGAAAACUUUGUUGGAAACCUUCAUGGCUCAGACAUGAGGUGUUUCCACAUAUACAACGAUAUACUGGGGCGUCUCUCGAAGCAGUUCAUCUCCAACGUAGACGCCAAAUCACCGAGACACGUUCUUGUGGACACCGCCUACACGCAGUCUCAUGCCGCGAGCUACUUCCCCAGGAUACGCACACUGCUGCAUCAACUGGAACUAGGUGAAGACAGGGACGUGCGGACAAUGUUGAAGUCUCUCAAGGUGGAACUCUCUGCCCUUGUGACCGCCUUCAACGCAGCUUCGACACUGCUGCGCGGUGGACUGUUUGGAUCUCUUGACGCCUACCACGCCCACUUGUGCUACUAG